Molecule: messenger RNA, 1052 nt
Organism: Cimex lectularius (bed bug)
Lineage: Eukaryota; Metazoa; Arthropoda; Insecta; Hemiptera; Cimicidae
Gene: Rrp42
Product: exosome complex component RRP42
Exons: 2
Coding region: 122-979 (285 amino acids)
Biological process (GO): nuclear polyadenylation-dependent mRNA catabolic process; nuclear mRNA surveillance; U4 snRNA 3'-end processing
Cellular component (GO): nuclear exosome (RNase complex); cytoplasmic exosome (RNase complex)
Source: RefSeq, a predicted model, not a curated record
AAAAUCAUAACCUCCUUGUUCGAGCCUGUCAACAGGCAACUUCAUGAGCACAUGGUUGUUUAUACUCACCUCUUUGUAAUUUUCAAAUGAAAUAAGAAAUCUGUUAACGGGGUAAUUCGAGAUGGUUCUUCUCAGUCCUGAGGAGAAGAUUUACAUUGUACAUGGAAUCGAGGCUAACAUGAGGGUGGACGGAAGGGAGCAGCUUCAGUUCCGGCCGAUCGAGGUCGAGACCGGACUCAUGCCGAAUUGCAUGGGCUCAGCCAGAGUGCUUCUUGGUAAAACUGAUUUAAUCGCUUGCAUCUCAGUGGACACGAUAACACCGUUGGUAGAGAGGCCUGAUGAGGGCAAAUUGGAAUUUUACAUCCAUUUCUCUGGCAUCACCUCACCCGAAUUUGAAGGCCGUAAGGGUGAGCAGAAAUCGGAUCAGAUCUCGACUAUAUUUAACAAACUUUACUCUAGCGUGCGGCUCAAUAGCCUGUGUAUUGAACCGCGCCUUAAGAGCUGGAAGCUUAACAUCGACGUGUGCGUUCUAUCGCUUGAUGGAAACCUUUAUGAUGCAGUGUCUUUUGCAACGAAAGCCGCUCUUUCUAGCACCAACAUUCCGAAUAUGAUUGUAACGAAUGAAGACAAAGGUGAGAAAGAGUUCAAAAUAUCGGAAGACCCGUCUGAUACCUGGGUGCCUGAUAUUUCUGACAUUCCUUGCUUCAUAACUGUCUCCAAAGUUGGUGAAUCAUUCAUCGUUGAUGCGACCAGCAACGAAGAACAGUGCACUACAUUCAGCUGUGUUGUCGCUGUCACCGAAUCAGGUUUGAUUCAAGCGACUCUCAAAGUCGGCCCGGGAAGCCUUCAGCCUGGUACUUUCCUCACAGCCUUGAACCAAGCUGUCGAAACUGGCUUGAUCAUGAAUAAAGAAUUGAAAUCUAUUCUGGCAAAGGAGUCAGAAAUCGCAUACAGAGAAACUGUCGGGUUUCUCAAUUGAAAAUAAUGUAAAUCUUUAAUUUUGUAUAUUAAUUUCUUAUUUUUGUAAAUAAAAAUCAAUUUUACCCAGAAUU